AUGACCAUGUCGGUGCAUGUGGUUGUCAAGAACAUAGCCGGGGAGGAUGUCGUGGGCCAGCUGCAGUUUGCAGAUCCUCCGUCGGUGGACGAGCUGCGCAAGAGAGCUGCAGAAAGAGUUCCGGGCUCUCGGUUUCAGCUGCUUCGUGGCUCCUCUGUCUUGAAAGAAGAUGAGACGGUCUCUGGCGGGACCGUGGAGCGCCCGGUCCUGCUGACUCUGGUUAUCUUGCCUGCUGCCGGUGCAGAUGGGGGAGCGGAGGUCCGUCCUCUUGUCCUGGAGGACCCCAUUCACGAGCAAAUGGAUAUCUUGGUACAUGACAUGCGAACUGGCGAGAACUCUUUGCUGCCUCUUCAUUACUUUCUGGCUGCAGACGGAAAGGCGCACUUGGGGGUACUUGCCUCAGAGGCUGCUCAGAUGGUGGGUGCCGAUCCGCUAGCUUUUGCUUCCCUCGCCACAGUUUCUGCAGUCUUCCCCGGUGAAGAACAAACGCAGGCGGCUCAAAACGAUUCGGUGGAGCUGUGGGAGGUCAUUGGUGGAGCUGCACGCGAUGGCAUCUUGGUCAGAACUGGCUGGUCUUUGAGCUCCACGGAGCUUUCGGAACGGCUGGCCAAGGGAGCCAUCAUCCAGCAGAAAGACAUCCGUGGGGACCGCCUCCUUUACGCCAAGGUCUCCGGCUCCGGGCCCCAGGAGGGAUGGGUCUCGCUGCGCUCGCGCGGGCGCGGGCUCCUGGCGAAGAGGGCGGCAAAGAAGGAGCCACACCGGGCGGUGGUGAAACUCCUGCACCUCCACACGGCCUUGGCGACAGCCUCUUCCGACUGGAAGAGGAGGCACCCGGUGGUAGAGCUCAUCCAGGAGAUCUGCAGCCGCUUGGAGUAUCUGGCCCUGACUGCCUUGCCUACCGAUCCCAGAGCACAGGAGGCCUUCACCGAAGUCCGGGAUCAGUUCUCCGGACUCUGGCUGCGCAAGGUGCUGUGA
This is a messenger RNA of Symbiodinium sp. CCMP2456, 975 nucleotides long. The record is from the annotation of a GenBank genome assembly. Lineage: Eukaryota; Dinophyceae; Suessiales; Symbiodiniaceae.